AUGUCGCUGCCUGCCAACUACACGGCGCUGCUCAACGAGCUCAGCCGCGACGUCGCUGCGUCUCGACCUGCGGAUGCGCUCCAGUUCUGCGCCAACUGGUUCAACGCCAGGCUCGAGCAGCAGCGUCGCCAGCAUCUCUCCGGCUCGUCGACCUCGGCAUCCAAUCUGGACAACUCCAUAGGGCCUUCGGAUCUCGACUUUGGCGGCGUGCCGCCCGGUCUCGCGUCGCCCACGCAGCGCGCCUCGAUCUUCAACUCGGACCCGUUCGCCUCGUCCAGCCGCUCCGCCACCGAGCCCGUGCCCAUGGACGCUUCGCAAUCGCCCGAGUCCGCCUACGCCGCACCACCGGCUGCUGGCUCGUCGACGUUCAACGCGUCGUCGUCCGCCUCGGCACCCGCCGCUGCUGCCAAUCUGCCAUCUUCGAUCGCGUCGAGCGCCGCCACGCCACUGAUCCCGCCUACGUUCAACCUGGGUCGACGCACGUCGGUGUCGGCCGAGAGCAUGGCUCCGUCCGGCGCGGGCGCCGAGCACGACGGCACGCCUCUGCCCAAGACGGUCAUCCCCAAGUCCGAGGAGCACAUGCAGCGCAUCCGCGGCUCGAUCGGCAACAACCUGCUCUUCCGCAACCUCGAGCAGGACCAGUACCGCGACGUGCUGCUCGCCAUGAAGGAGGUCAAGGUGGAAGCCAACGUGACCGUGAUCGAGCAGGGCGCGCAGGGCGACUACUUUUACGUCGUCGAGUCCGGCACGCUGGAUGUGUACGUGCGCGCCCCCAAUCGCGGCGGCCCAGAUGGCGAGGCGGAGGCAGAGGCAGCGGCGGCGGGUGGCAGCUCGGCGCUGGGCGACAAAAAGGUGUCGUACGGUCCCGGCUCGUCGUUUGGCGAGCUGGCGCUGCUGUAUGCGCAGCCGCGCGCAGCGACGGUGGUGUCGACGUCGGCGUGCACGCUGUGGGCGCUGGACCGCAUCACGUUCCGCUCGAUCCUGAUGGAGACCAACUCGAGGCGCCGUGCGCUGUACGAAAAGUUUUUGAUGGACGUGCCGCUUUUCGAGCGUCUGAGUGCGGCGGAACGCGCCAAGAUCUCGGACAGCCUCGAGCUGCGCGAGUACGCACCGGGCGAGGCGGUGAUCGCGCAGGGCGAACGCGGCUCGGAGUUUUUCAUCAUUGUGGACGGCGAUGCCGAGGUGCGCAAGACCAAGCAGGCGGGGCGCGAGGAGGUGGUGGGCAAGCUCUCGCGCGGCGACUACUUUGGCGAGCUGGCGCUGCUCAACAAUGCGCCGCGUGCUGCCACCGUGGCGGCGGCGGCGGCUGCGACCACCAAGCUGCGCGUGGUGACCAUGUCGGAGCGCGCAUUCACCAGGCUACUCGGUCCGCUCGCCGGUAUCCUCGAGCGUCAUGCCAAGGAGACCUACGGCGACUACUCGGGCAGCAGCGCUGCUGCGGCGACGACGACCGCACCGGCGGUGGGAGCAUUCAGCAUGUCGGAUGCGGCUGAUUCGAGCCUCGCGCAUCCCAUGGACUCGUCGGCCAAGCCGGGCCAAGGCGCGUGGUCCGCACCCAAUCCGUUUGCUACGGCCUAG
Moesziomyces aphidis is the source of this 1578-nucleotide messenger RNA. The record is from the annotation of a GenBank genome assembly. NCBI's taxonomy places the organism in Eukaryota, Fungi, Basidiomycota, Ustilaginomycetes, Ustilaginales, Ustilaginaceae.